Messenger RNA from Petromyzon marinus (sea lamprey), 8106 nucleotides. It is a transcript of the gene UACA, whose product is annotated as uveal autoantigen with coiled-coil domains and ankyrin repeats. Gene Ontology annotation, molecular function: actin binding. Lineage: Eukaryota; Metazoa; Chordata; Hyperoartia; Petromyzontiformes; Petromyzontidae. The record is from RefSeq and is a predicted model, not a curated record.
GGGAGCGACCAUACAACACAGGCACGGACAGGGAGAGAGAAGCUGCGGGCAGCUGGGCGCUGGGCGCCCCGUCUCUCUCUCUCUCUCUGCAUUGACCGUGCGGAUGUCAGCAAGACAACUCGCGUGAUAGAAUUUCAUACUGUGGGUGUCUUUGGCCGAGGGCGGAUUUCGGGCGCCGGGUGUGCGUGAAACGGGUGGGUGAAACGUGUGAGGGCUUGCGCUGCAUCAGUUGAGAGCCCAGGGAAAUUGAUUAACAGAUAAGCCUCUGUGCACGCGUGCGUGCGUGCGUGUGUGCGUGUGUGCAUGUGUCCGUGGCUCACUUCUUUCCGCUGUGUCUACCGCGGCACUUGAAAGCAGCCAAUGCAUAAAGAGAAAUGGUUGCAAAGGGAGCCGGGUCUAGUUAAAAGGUUAAGCUUCAGUGAAACGAGCACGGAGCAAACAGUUUUGGGGGUUUACCUUUGUCGCGCUGUACGUCCAUAGCCUGUGGCUGUGGCAGGAAUUCACUGUAGCCGUGAGUUGACUAUUAAAUGUUUUAACCAUUGUAUCGUCUGCCUGAGAGCGCAGCGCAUCGCAGCCGCUGCGAUGUGCAGCGUGCCGGAUUGAUAAGCAGCGGGAGAGGGUGGGGGGUGGGGGAUAGCGCAUUAGCGCCGGGGCUGGAGAAGAGCAAGGUUUUAGGGACUCAAGAGUAGGCAGCAGAACGCUGUCAUGCCAUCGUCAGUGAGCGAAUCCGAGCGGCGUCUUUCAGGGGAGAAAACCCGUGUGAGCACUUCGAUUGCGCCGACAGCGGCAGCGUGCGUCCGUCCGUCCGGCGGCGGCGGCGGCGGCGGCGGCACAUUCGCAGAUUCGUAACAGCUGUGUGUUUUACGCAGUGCCCAUGCAUGCCCAGGGUAUGCCCGCUUCGCCCAAGGGAAAGUGAGAGAGAGUCUCAGGAGCGCGGAGCUUUGCGCGCUUGCGGCUUUUAGCUGGUGGGGAGAAGCGAGUGGCGGGGUUGAGGUCGCUCGGGGGAGGGUAGCGCCGCUCCGGCGGUGGCUGCUAAGCUCCGUCGGGGUCCGUGGGGCGGCAGGCCGUGGCGGGCGGGGGGGGGGAUGCUCGUGGGCUCGCUCGCCUGCCUCUCAUUGCCGGGAGCUGGCAGGAAGGGCUUUUCGCCGACGGCUUGAACCGGUGCCGAAAAAUGAAGCGGUUUCUCCUCUGCAACUCCUCCAGGACCGAAUGGAACAAGUACGACGAUCGCCUUUUGCAUGCCGUGGACAGCCGGGACGCCGAGCGUGUGUCCACCACUCUGCAGAAGAAGGGUGUCUCUUCCACAAAGCUCGACGCGGAGGGACAGUCGGCUUUCCAUUUGGCUGCUGCGAAGGGCUAUGAUGAAUUGCUGGAUAUCUUUCUGUCAAACGGGGCGGACGCUGGGGCCACUGAUGGGUCUGGUCGCACCGCAUUGCAUCUGGCGGCGAAAAAUGGUCAAAGCCAAUGCAUGAGGCAUCUCCUGCAGUACAAAAGCCCCGUAAGCAUUUUGGACCAAGCCGGGCGCACAGCUCUGCACUAUGCAGCCAUACAUGGAGACGUUGCCUCUGUGCAGCUCCUGUGCGACUACAAGGCUCCCGUUAAUUCCCAGGAUGCAGAUGGCUGUACUCCGCUGGCGCUGGCCGCCCGCAUGUGCCAUCCCGAAGUGUGCAGCCACCUCAUAGAGUGCGGCGCCGAGGUCAAUGGACGCGACAACCACAACAAGACCCCGCUGAUGGUGGCGUGCGAGCACGCGAGCUGUGACGCCGCCGAGGUGCUGCUGCGGAAGGGGGCGGACACGCGCGCCACCGACUCGCGGGGCCACGACGCGCUCCACCAUGCCAAGCUGUCGGGGCACCCGGACAUGCUGGCGCUGCUGCAGGGCGCCGCCGGCUUCCCUGCCGUCCCCGCCGCCGCACACGACCCCGGUGAGAAGUACAACGUGAAAGCUGUGCAGGCCACAGGGAAGGACCGGAAUGACCCUGGCAAGAAGCGGAAAGCCCCUGCUCCUCCACCGUCCCUCAGUUCAGCCCAGAGUGUCGGCAGCAGUUUGUCGUCACCCGGCAGCGAAAACAUCAGCUUUAGCUCCCCGAUGUCGGGGAACACGUCCGGGGCUUUCUACACCCCACAGGCUACCGAACGACAGUCCCUCCAGGCCCUGCACGACGACAACAGCCUUCUGCAGACGGAACUGGCUCAGCUCCGCAAGGAGCACCGCGCACUGCUGGACAAGACGCACGGGCUCGAGACGCAGCUCACCAACCGCAGCUUGGAGAUCCGCGAGAGGCAAGCAGCGGAUAAACAGAGGAAGGCUGAGCUCAACAACGAAGUUGCUCAGCUGAAGAGCAAGCUGGGGGAAAAAGAAGAGGCCAUGUGGGUGAUCGUUGAAGAAAUCAAAAAGCUCAAGAAGGCUGUUGACACGUCAGCGGUCGACGCCAGUGGAGUUAAGAGAGAUUGGGAGGAUGAAGAGGACAUCAUGAUCAGCGAUUCAGGAAGGGAGAUGGCGGGGCUGGAGGAGAAGGCACGGAAUCUGAUCUCAGCGCUGCACGCCGAGGUCACCAUGCUGAGCCUGCGAAAUCGCGACCUCAAUGUCCGCCUGCAGAGGACUGAGGCGGACCUGGGUCACCUUACCAAGGACUGCGUGCCCCUGCAGCAGCACCUGAGCUUGGCGUCGGAGCUGGAGCACUCGCGCCUCGAGCUCUCGGACCUGCGCAGCCAGAUCGCCGACCCCGCGGGCCCCGCGUCGCCCGGUGCUGGCGCGGUGCCGCUAGCUGCGUACGAGGGCCUGAAGCGCGACUCGGAGCGCCAGAUCCGCCAGCUGCAGGAGGACCUGGAAAAGGUGCUGCAGAGGACGCGGGACUCCGACAACAAGAUGCGUCGCCUGCAGCAGCAACUGCUGUCGCUGCCGCUGGGAGGCGGCGCGGCAGGGCCUGGACCUGGAAGCAUCGGGGCGCUGUUUGCGGCCGACGCCGAGAAGGACGCGCAGCUGCAGCAUGCGCAGAAGCGCACCGGCGAGCUCGAGCGGCAGCUCAAGGAGGUCGCGUCCAAGUACGAGGCGUCGGCGGCCAGCGUGAGCCGCCUGCAGUCCGAGGUGAAGGCAAUGAACCGUGCCGUCAACCAGGAGGUGGUGGAGGAGCUGAAGCGCACGUACGGCACCAAGGUGGCCGAGCUGGAGAAGCGCCUUGCGCUCGCUCAGGCACUGCGGCAGGAGGCGGACAAGAAGGUUGACGAUAUGAAGAGGUCCCUCGAGCAACGGGUGCGGGAAAUGGAAAAUCAGAUCGCUUCCUCCCGCUCUUCCCAGAAGGGUGCGGAAGGGCUCGUUGACAAGAUUAAAGUGUCUUAUGAGCAGCAGAUAAGGGACUUGGAGAGCCAGCUGCUGGCGGCACGGGCGUCUUGCAGGACGGCCGAGGAACGUGCCACAGAGCUCCAAAAUCUGCUUGAGGACUCGCAGAGAGCCCUUCCCGAGACGGUGCCUCUUCGGCAGUACGAGGAGCUGGAGACGUCGUUCAACCUGUCGCUGGAGGAGACGAGCGAGAGGCUCGCAGGGCUCACAGAGCAGUACAACGCGGCUCAGGACGAGAUCGGCGGCCUCCGCCAUGAGCUCGCCGGCCUGCGGAGCUGCAGCGUGAAUCGGCAAGAGCACGAGGCCGCAAAAGCCGCGACGCGGGCUACGCUCGAUGACCUCGAUCGGCAGCUCGCCGAAAUUUCUUCCAGGCAUUCCGUGGCGGAGAAGGCAAGGAAAGCUCUAAGCGCGACCGUGGAGCAGCAGAGAAUGGAGCUGUCCACAAUGACCGACAAGUUUACCGAGUCCGAGAAGGUAAAGACAGUACUCAAAGUGGAACUCGACGCGAAGAGGAAGGAGGCGGCUGACUUGUCGAAUAAGCUUUCCGAGGCUAAGAACAGCAAGUCGAGCCUGGCCUCUGAGCUCGAGGCAAAGAAUAAGGCGGUGGCUUCGAUGGUAGCCAAACAUUCAGACAUGGAGACGGCGCUGGCUGCUCAUAGAUCUCAGAUUGAAAAUCUGCAGAAGAAAUUGGCUGAAGCGACAGAGAAGCGCUCCGUAUCGGAAACAAAACUCACCGAGAUAAGCCUGAAGGCCCAGAAUUUGGAGAGCAACAAGUCUGAAAUGGUGCCAAAGAGCGUGUACGAGCAAGAGAUGGCUCUGCUUCAGGAGGAAACCAUGAUGCUGAGCAGGCAGAUUUCGGAAAUGUCCAGGAGGGUCGUGGAACUGGAGGAUGAAAAGAAGGAGGUGGAUGCCAGAUUGUCACAAAAGCUGAGCGCGCUGUCGGAGCUGGAGGCGAAAUAUUCAGAAUCGCAAGCGGAGGUCAGCAGGGUAAAUGGAAUGCUGCGAAGUGCUCAGGCUGAGCUCACGGACUCGGUCCCCUUACAGAAGCAUAAAGAAUUAACGGCGUCACUGCAGGGGGAGAUUCAUGAUAUUAACCAGCAGCUUGGCGAAACAGAGCACAAGUACAUGGAGGCCGACAAGGUGAGGGCAGCACUGCAGAAAAACGUCAAGGAGAUGAGCAAUACCGUUGAAGAACUGAGGUCUAAGAACAAUCAAUUUCAGAAUGAACUCAGUAGGUUACGAACAGAGCACACUUCACUGCAGACCACUAUUGGCGAUCUCAGGAGUAAACAAGAACAAUUUGAAGAAUAUAACAAGGAAAUGGAUGAGCUAAAGGCUCUUUUAGCCCAGAAAGGUUCUGAACUUUUGGCAUGGAAGAAUAAAAACGAGGUGACCGAAAACGAGCUGGCGCGACUGCAGCAGGAGUCCACUGGUGCAGUGGCCGCCACCAAAGACCUUGAGUGUCGCUUGGAAAACGCCCUGCGCAACCUCGCCGAGACGGAGCGGGCCAGGACGUCCCUGCAGGGCUCGUUGGAAGGCGCCGACGCGCAGCUGGCAGAGGCGAAGAAAAAUCUGUCGUCGGUGCAGAACCACGUGGAACAGCUGAAGCAGGAACUGGCCAACAGGGACGUGAUCCUGCAGCAGAGCACCUCUCCCCAGCGGCACUUGGAGCUGCAGGCCCUGUCCAAGUUGAGCGUGGCUCAGCUGCAGGGUCGCGUUGCAGAGAUGAUGCAGGCGCAGGAGCAUUCCGACAAAGCGCUGGCGGAGGCGCUCGGGGAGAAGAACCGAGUGCUGAAAGAGCACGGCCAGUUGGAGAGGGCCGGCAAAGAGCUGCAGAACCAGCUCACCAAACUCACGGAGGAGGUGAAGGUUUCAGAAGGUCGAAUGAAAGAGAUGCAGAGGCAGGUUGCCGAGCUGCAGAAUGAAAAUUCUGCCCUGGAGGUGUCUGUCGGAGAAGUGAAUGAAAAGCUGAGGGAGAGGGAGCGGAGUAUGGAAAUCAUGGAGAAUUCUCUACAGCACAGCAUCCAAGCGACGCACGUGCACCAGGAGGCCGAGGCUAAGCUGCAGUCCGAGCUCAUGCAGCAGAUGGCUCCGAUGGCGGAGCAAGAAAAGAUGGUGUUAUCGCUGCAAGAAGCGAUAAAAGGUCUCGGGAAAGACGCCGUUAAACUCAACGCACAGUGCAAAGCGGCGGAAGAAAAAUCCAAAAUCCUGGAGGCGACUGUGGCCAACCAGAAGAAGGAGAUGGAGACGUUGAUUGAGAAAUGCGGGUCAGAGUAUGUGCCUAUUGAAAAGUACGUGGAGCUGGAAAGCGCGUUCAACGAGAGGGUGUCGGAGAUGAUGGGGAAGCACGGCGAGGUGAUGGAGACCGCGCAGAGGCUGCAGAAGGAGGUGGCGGGUUGGGUGCAGAAGCACGCGGCGCUGACGGAGCAGCAUGUUGGGACCAAGGAGCAGCUGGAGAAGGUGACGCGAAAGUUGGAGCGGGGAUCGACGAAUGUGGAGAAAGGCAUUGUGGAGAAGGAUAAUGAAAUUCAGAGGUUGAGGGGUGAAGUUGAAAAGUUGAAAGCCACGAUGGAGAAGGAAACUGUGUCCGUUGAGGCGUUUAAAGAAAUGAGAUUUCAAAAAGAGGCUGAGAUCAUGGCAUUGUGUGAGCAAUUGGAGGCCUUAAACAAGAAGCACAAAGAGAUUCAGUCUCUGGAGAAGAUGGAGCAACGGAUGGCGUCCGACGAGAGGCAUUUGGAACUGGAAGCCGAGGUUCUUUCGCUGACGCAGCAGCUGGAGGAACUGCGAAACAAGUAUGAGGAAUCACAACUCGAGUUUUCAAGAUAUCGAUCGGAGGCUGACGGAGCACAAGACGAGAGGGAAGUGGCAGACUCCAAGGCAGGGGACCUGCAAAAGCACCUCUCUAACCUUAAGCAGAAGCUGGACGAGGCCAGCAGGGUAAUCAAAGAGCUGCAACAACGUUUGGAUAAAUCAGCUGCGCUGAUGAAACAAAAGGAUUUCAAGCUCGCGGGGCUGCAGGAGGAGGUGGGGACCCUGCGGCAGGCUCUCAACAGCCUGUCGCAGCUGCCGUACGCCACGAGUGGUGGCGGCGGCGGCGGCGGCAACAAGCGAGCGAGCCAGCAGCUCGACGUCCUGCAGAGUCAGGUCAAGCGCCUACAGCAGCAGCUCGCCGAGGCUGACAAGCAGCACAAGGACGUGGUGUCCGUGUACCGUACCCACCUGCUCUGCGCCGUGCAGGGCCAAAUGGACGAGGACAUCCAGUCGACCCUCCUGCACAUCCUCAAGAUGCACAAGGCGAAGGAACCGCUCCGUUGACGCCGCGUUAGUUCCUGUCCCGCGCUGCCACCGCCGCGCAGAAGAACGCCAUCACAGGAUGGACGUGCACACUACUCUUUCGUUCCUGCUUAAACACAUUGACGGGAUACGUAGUAUGUAUGUUCACUGGGCUCUCGGUAAACCGCGCUCGCACGCGCACACACGCGCGCUCGUUAAUUUAUUUUUUAACCGUGUCUGCAGGACGAACUCGAUUUUGUGAAACUGUUUAUCGGAUCGUCCCUUUGCUGCACUGUCCCUGCUCGUUACCAUAUCUUCCCAGCCACCCUCCCUCGUGCUCCCCCUUCAACCCUGUGGCCCUCCUUGAAUCUUUCACGUUUCAGUGAGGGCCUUAACUCCCCUCCCCCCCCCAGCCCUACCAACAAGCGUGGUUAAUCAAGAGUCUACUGCAUACACACUUACGAGUGUUUGUGAUAUGCAUUGGUCUAAAAAGAUUCCAUUACGUGCGGCGUAAGCUAACAUCAAAUGUCUGUAUUUUUGAUUCAUGUGUUUGUGUGCGUGGACUAAGAUUUGGUGAUAUUUUCCUCCCCUCUUUUGUCGAUGCUCUCCCCUUCUGUUGGCUUCAGUAAGUGAAGUCCGCAGCGGCAUUGGGCGCGAUUAGCACGACAUUUGAAAGUAUUCAGCUGAUGCAGUCCCCUUACAAUGAUUAAAAUAAACAGAGUUGUGGCCUUGCACUGGGGAACCAUAAAUACGUCGAACCACUUUAGAGAUAGCGCCAUCAGCACCAACGAAACAAAACGUAAUUGCUGUUUGUUUAUACUACGAGACGGGAGACAUUUUCUGUCCAGGCCUAAAUUUGAAAAUCAUAUUUUAAAAAUGCUUCCUUGCUACAAAGUGCAACCGACAACCCAACCCAACACCUUGCCAAAUAGUAAGAGGACAUCGCUGUAGAUUCAGCAUCAUAAAUUGCCUUGCGUGUUUCGUAACGGGGACACGAGACUCUCCGACGCAUGCACGUGUGUUUGUGUGUGUACGUGCGUACGUGUGCAACUCUAUUUUUCAGAUUUUUUGAUACUGAUGUAUAAGUGCUACUUGGCUGGCCAAGUACUUGGCAUACUUAUCAUGCUCGAACUUUUCAUGAGCUAAUGUGAAUUUUCGUAAAAACUUGGACAAUGAAACUGCUUCUUAUUCAAGGUACUAGUUAUGUUGGCUAGAAACUUUAUUUCAUAGUAUUUUUUUCUCUUUUGCCUCCUGUUAGUGAUUGCGGAAAUGGAUAUUUUGCUGUGGUGCGGUAGUGUUUCUUUAGAGAGUAUAGUGAUAUUUUUUGAUGUACCAUUCUGUCAGCUUGGCUUUUUGUGCAGGCCAUUUCAAGCUUAAAAAAAACAUGCCAUUUGCUACAGGCUGACACUAUUUAUACUUGCUUGAUGAUGUUUUUUUGGGGUGCGUAUUUGUAAAAUUAGAAAUGUUAAAAUAAAAUGAUAUGUUGCAUAUGG